Lathyrus sativus (Indian pea) is the source of this 1497-nucleotide messenger RNA. The record is from the annotation of a GenBank genome assembly. Lineage: Eukaryota; Viridiplantae; Streptophyta; Magnoliopsida; Fabales; Fabaceae.
AUGGAAUUCUCCAAAACCUCUCUGUCUCUUUUCUUGUUCUUCAUCUUAUUUUCUUUAUCUCAUGCAACUUCUCGCAUCACACUUCAACAACGAUUUCCAACAACAAAGUUUUCAUCAAAUCGACGAGCUGAACGGCUUAUAAGAAGCUUUAACUUGUUUCCAAAGAGUUCAGCUAAUAUACAUGGUGAAUACUCUAUUGAUGAUUUCGUCCCAGGAAAGAUCGUAGAGAAGACGUUUUCGUUUCUCGCUCGUUCUAAUGGAACUUCUAUUGAAGAUCUUGGUCACCAUGCUGGAUACUAUUCGCUUCCUCGUUCCAAAUCUGCAAGGAUGUUCUAUUUUUUCUUUGAAUCAAGAAAUGGUGCUAAGGAUGCACCAGUUGUGAUAUGGUUGACCGGAGGUCCUGGUUGUGCAAGUGAAUUAGCAUUGUUUUAUGAGAAUGGACCUUUCAAAAUUAACAAUGAUUUGUCUCUUUCAUGGAAUGAAUAUGGGUGGGACAAGGGAUCAAAUAUUAUUUUUGUUGACCAACCUAUUGGAACAGGUUUCAGUUAUAGUUCAGAUGAAAAUGAUAUUCCUACUGAUGAAACUGGUGUUAGCAAUGAUUUGUACGCUUUCUUACAGGCAUUUUUCAAGGAACACCCUGAAUUGGUUAAGAAUGAAUUUUAUAUUACCGGAGAAUCAUAUGCGGGACACUAUAUUCCAGCUCUUGCAUCUCGGGUUAGCAAAGGAAACAAAAAUAAAGAAGGAAUUAACAUAAAUUUCAAGGGUUUUGCUAUUGGCAAUGGAUUGACCAAUCCAUUAAUUCAAUAUCAAGCAUACACUCAAUUUGCGGUUGAUAACAAAUUGAUUACAAAGGAAGAUAAAGCUGAUAUCGACAAGUUGGUCCCAUCUUGCGUGGAUGCCACAAAAACUUGCGAGAGUGAAGGUGGAGAUAGUUGCAAUACAGCCUCAGAUCAAUGCGAACAGAUAUUUUCCAGCAUUCUUUCCGCUGCAGGCAACAUUAAUUACUAUGACAUCAGAAAGCAAUGCGAGGGACCAUUGUGUUACGAUUUCUCAAAUCUGGAGACACUUUUAAAUAAGAAGACAGUUAGGGAUGCUUUAGGCGUUGGGGACAUAGAGUUUGUUUCAUGCAGCGGAGCAGUGCAUAGUGCUUUGAGUCAAGAUUUGAUGAAAAACUAUGAAAAAUAUAUUCCAGCACUUCUUGAGGAUGGAAUCAAGGUUCUUAUAUAUGUUGGAGAAUUCGAUCUUAUUUGCAAUUGGCUUGGGAAUUCGAACUGGGUUCAUGCCAUGGAGUGGUCAGGUCAAAAACAGUUUGCUGCAUCCAAAACAGCUAAAUUUUUGGUUGAUGGCACACAAGCGGGAUUGUUGAAUAGCUAUGGACCUCUCUCUUUUCUAAAGGUGAAUGAUGCUGGACAUUUGGUUCCUAUGGAUCAACCAAAAGCUUCACUUCAGAUGUUGGUUAACUGGAUAGAAGGGAAACUUAAUGAAACAAGCAUUUAA